CUUCAUGGCCGGCCUUUCAGUAGUCGUAAGACCAUCGUGGUGAUAGGAAGUGCGCGACGGUAUGCUCUGCGUGCAACUUAGAUCGUUUCCGGUACGCUAUCAAGAAAUAUCAGACUCGUGUUGGACGACCGCAUGAUCCCCGGUCGGCUUUACGAUAGCCUUUCAUGACCUCGCCACGAGAAUUUCCGAGGCUAGGCUAUUACCACGUGUUCGCGCGUUUUCCACAUCUGGGUCCCUCAAUUGUAAACUUGCUAACGUUUAACCAGCUAACUAGACGAUCGUUUGACGAGACACAACGCGUUAUGGACGCGAUGUGAGUUUAUAAACGAGGGCAAACGUAAAUUGAAACCCGCUGGGAAGUUCACAUUGAGACGAAACGAACGACCAAGUUCACGAUGAUAACGGAUAAUAAAAUAUAACGUAUAAGGAAACUGGAAUAUCGUUGUUUGCUUUGUCGAGUUUUGCGAUAAGUAAAGAAAAGAGAAAUGAAAAAGCAUGCGACAAGAAAGGAACAUUUGCUUAUGAGAACAUUUCGUUUUUCGGACGCUGUCAGCGUGCAUGCAACAGACGUAAAAUACGAGAGAAGGAUCGUGUAACAUGUUCGCUGGUGCGAACGAAUCGAAACGAUGGCUCAGGGAUAAUAGGAUACUCUUGAGAGCUGCCAAGGAUCUAGAGGAACGUCGUAGCCAUUAUGAACCAUCGCUCGGCCCCGGUGUUCCCGAUGACGUCGAUCAUAUCUUCAAUCUCGAGGAAAAUGAUUUCGUGCCACACUUCCAGAGGGUCUCCAUAUCCGGCGAAGAUACUUCCGGGGUACCCUUGGAAGAUCUGCAGCAAGCGUCGCAGAUGUUGGUUCAGGCACUGGCAAUACGUGAAAAAUACAUGAAUAAUUCCAAACAGAGCUUCCCUUCUAUAACAUCGCGAUUUCUACGUAGCGUCGAUAAGAGGCCAGUGAACAGCGACGACGAAGUUCAGCACGAUGACCGUAAAGCCAUCGCAGAUCAUCCUGUGCACGCACCUGCAUCUCGAGGAGAUCCGUGGCAAUGUGAAUUUCCUAUGGCAAAGAAUUACAUAAUUGCUCCCGUUAACGGUGUCUUCAAUGUGUACGCUAAUGAGGAAGAUUUAGCUAAUGGGAAGCCAGUCCCUUACUCGUAUCCUGACUUAGCCACUUUUGUCAGGGACAUGAACCUUCUUUGCGCGAUGAUCGCCGAUGGUCCAUUAAAAUCUUUUUGCUACAGAAGACUGAGUUAUCUUUCGUCAAAGUUCCAACUGCAUGUGUUACUGAACGAGCUUAGAGAACUUGCCAGUCAAAAGGCAGUCCCUCAUAGGGACUUCUAUAACAUCAGAAAGGUUGAUACCCAUAUUCAUGCAGCGUCCUGCAUGAAUCAAAAGCAUCUGCUCAGAUUUAUUAAGAAAACCUUGAAGAAUCACGCGGAUGAAAUCGUCACGUACUCCAAGAACAAAGAAACAAUGACUCUACGGGAGGUAUUUCAAUCGAUGAAUCUGACGACUUACGAUCUCAGUGUCGAUAUGUUGGAUGUGCAUGCGGAUAGAAACACGUUCCAUAGGUUCGACAAAUUCAACGCCAAAUACAAUCCAAUCGGUGAAAGUCGCCUGCGUGAAGUGUUUCUGAAAACGGAUAACUAUUUGAAUGGUAAAUUUUUCGCCAGAAUAAUCAAGGAAGUCGCCAGCGAUCUCGAAGAAUCCAAGUACCAAAAUGCGGAACUACGUCUUUCGAUUUACGGCAAAAGCCCAGAAGAGUGGGACAAAUUAGCAAAAUGGGCAAUUCAAAGCGACGUAUAUUCGGACAAUGUGCGCUGGCUCAUUCAGAUCCCUCGGCUUUAUGACAUUUUUAAAUUGAACAAAUUGCUGACAAAUUUCCAAGAGAUAAUGAACAACAUCUUUCUUCCUCUUUUCGAAGUAACGAAUGACGCUAAUUCUCACCCAGAGCUACAUAAAUUUCUCCAAUACGUAAUAGGAUUUGAUUCGGUUGAUGACGAGAGCAAACCUGAAAAUCCUUUAUUCGAUAAAGAUGUCUGUCCACCCCCAGAAUGGGACGAUGUUGAAAAUCCUCCUUACGGAUAUUAUCAAUACUACACUUAUGCCAACAUGACCGUGUUGAAUCAUUUUAGAGCGGAACAAGGUUUAAACACCUUCGUCCUCAGACCUCAUUGUGGCGAGGCUGGUCCCAUUCAACAUCUUGUUUGCGGUUAUAUGAUGGCAGAAAAUAUCUCUCAUGGUCUUUUACUUCGAAAAGUGCCAGUACUACAAUAUCUAUAUUAUUUAGCACAAAUUGGGAUUGCAAUGUCGCCUCUUAGUAAUAAUUCCCUUUUCUUAAAUUAUCAUCGUAAUCCGUUACCCGAAUAUUUAGCAAGAGGAUUGUGUGUAAGUCUUUCUACGGACGAUCCCCUUCAAUUUCACUUUACCAAGGAACCGUUGAUGGAAGAGUACAGUAUUGCUGCACAAGUAUGGAAGCUUAGUUCGUGCGAUAUGUGCGAACUAGCGCGUAAUUCCGUGCUUAUGAGUGGUUUUCCACACAAGAGUAAACAAUACUGGCUUGGGCCAAAUUAUACAAAGGAGGGUGUGGCUGGUAAUGAUAUUACGCGAACGAAUGUACCGGAUAUUCGGGUAGCCUAUCGAUACGAAACAUUAGUCGACGAAUUGUCGAAUAUUUUUAAAGUUGUCGAAAAACCCGAAGCCGUUCCAUUUUAAUCCAUAGCGAUAGUACAAAAGAUCCUUGAACAUAAUAUAACAAUUAUUCUACAAUUACAAAAUAGUAUUUAUAAAAUUCGACGAAACUGCGAUCAGAAUUAUUUAUAAAAUGAAUCUUGUAACGUAAAUAAUUAUGUGAUGUAUGCUAAUAAUUGUUGUCAACUUUUAAUGAUACUUUCGCAAAAAAUUUUUAUUUUAUCGGUUAUCAGCUAAAUUCCUUACAAAAUCGCGUAUAAACUAUCUUAUUUACACAUCAUUCGAUAACUGUAUAUUACAAUAAUGUUAACCGCAUGAUUUAUACGUGAUGAUUUUCCGUUUAAGAUGUUUUGAUAGAGAAAACAAGGUUAUUCUUAAGAGUAAAUGUAUAAACGCUAAGUUAUAAGAAAACGUCUUUCACUCAGGUUCCAAAAUUUUAAUGUAAAACAGGGAGAAAUUAAUCUCAAAUUUUUCAUAUACGUUGACCAAUUUAAAAAUAGAUAUUAGAUGAAAUUCCAAUUUCAAGUGUUACUAAUCUUAAUUACAUAUAUGUAUGUGAAUUAAAUUAGAAUUGAGUAUUGUAUUAACUUUGUGUAAAAAAAAAAAAAAAAUGUAAAAUAUUACAAAGCAGCAAUUCAUUUCUCAUAUUUUAGUCAUAUAAAAGUAUGUCAUUUCAGACUUUUCAAUUUUAAUGUUAUUUACUUACCUUUUUGUACAUUUAUACAGAAAUUGUGUAUUUGUUUUUAAAAAAUAUGUUUAACUCGAAUAUGGAUAAUUUACUUUGAAGUAAUAUUUCUCUAUAUAAUAUUUAUAUAAUUUUCAUCUUUAUUAAUAUUAAAUUGAAGGCACUAAACGUAGUACCUCUUGUAAAAUAAUUAGAUUUAUAGCAGACAUAAAAUUUAUUUUCGGAUCAUUAUUAUAUAAUCACUUCCUCCUUCGUUUUUGAGACAACUUUGUGAUGAACGAGCUUUUACUGGCAAAUAUAUGAUGAUAUAUCAACAUUCUUAACGAAUCCUAAUAUUGAAUAUAAAUUGUUGCUAAAUAGAAAAGAUGUAUGCAUUGUAUAAGGUAUAUCUUAUAAAACAAAAAUAUACUUGUACCGUCAAAAUAA
Messenger RNA from Bombus pascuorum, 3796 nucleotides. RefSeq names its product AMP deaminase 2 (gene AMPdeam). The record is from RefSeq and is a predicted model, not a curated record. Bases 598 to 2709 code for a protein of 703 amino acids. Gene Ontology annotation, cellular component: cytosol. The transcript has 12 exons. Gene Ontology annotation, molecular function: AMP deaminase activity. Gene Ontology annotation, biological process: AMP metabolic process; IMP salvage. NCBI's taxonomy places the organism in Eukaryota, Metazoa, Arthropoda, Insecta, Hymenoptera, Apidae.